Molecule: messenger RNA, 2175 nt
Organism: Durotheca rogersii
Lineage: Eukaryota; Fungi; Ascomycota; Sordariomycetes; Xylariales; Xylariaceae
Product: Nsp1-like C-terminal region-domain-containing protein
Exons: 2
Coding region: 1-2175 (724 amino acids)
Biological process (GO): protein import into nucleus; RNA export from nucleus
Cellular component (GO): nuclear pore central transport channel; nuclear pore
Molecular function (GO): phospholipid binding; structural constituent of nuclear pore
Source: RefSeq, a predicted model, not a curated record
AUGUCGUUCUCCGGCGGUGCCUCCGAGGGCCAGCCCAAUAAUGCCACUACCUCCGGUGCACCCGCUAGUGGUGGCUUGUUCGGCUCCUCCACGCCUACUCUCACAUCUAACACCUUUGGCAGCGGGGGUGCUGGAGGCUCCUUCACGUUUGGGAACCUAGGUGGGAGCAACAACACUACAACGCCUACUUCUACAACUCCAGGUAGCAUGUUUGGAAAUACUGCCUCGAAGCCGGACGAUCAGAAGCCAAAAUCAUUCGGCGGAGCUGCAGCCACCACCUCUUCACCGGCCGGAGCGCUCUGGGGUGGUACCCAAACAACCCCUUCGACUAAGAGCAGCAUCUUCCCCGGUGCGGAGCCGGCACAAUCGACUUCCCUGUUUGGAAACACUGCUUCUACCCCGACAUUAACUCCUGCGAACGCUACCGCGGGCGGACUCUUUGCGGCGAAAGAUAACAAAUCCUCCACACCAGCUGCUGCCGGUACGCCAUCCAGCGGGUUGUUCGGUGGUGGGAACGCCGGCAGUAGCGGCAUCUUCGGCGGUACAGGCUCCAGCGCUACGCCAGCUAGCAACGCCCCGGCCCCCGGUACGCUCUCGACACCCGCGAAACCCACACUUCCCUUGAAUUCGACAACCCCCGCCGGAGCCCCUCCGUCGGCCGCAGGAAAAUCCGCCAGUGGCCUCUUCGGGAAUACCGCACCACCGCAAACCACAGCCCUAUUCGCAUCUCCUAAGCAGGGGGAGAAGAAGGAGGAUCAACCCAAUAGCCUGUUUGGAGCUACUGCCAGCUCUGCGCCAGCUGGUGCGACGGCAAGCCAGCCAUCAUCUUCUUCCGCUCCAACUGCCACGCUGUUUGGUCAGGCACCGAACCCGGCCCCAAGUAUAUUCGGUGCGAAGGCCGCUGCGACUAAGGGCGACAGCGCAGCGCCUGCUGCUACGGCGGGCCCCCUUUUCAGCCAACAGCCCACCAAGCCCGCCAAUGCGCCCUCGGCCAUGCCCUCUCUAUUCGGGGGAGCUAGUGCUACCUCAGGAGCGUCGACAAGUUCGUCCUCCUUGUUCGGUCAGAAGACUGCGCCAGCCACAUCGAGCGGAACACCCGCUACUACCGCUCCGGCAACUAUACAAUCAUCCAGCGCUCUGUUUCCGAACUCUAAUAAACUUCCCAGCAUCGCUCCUACGUCUGAGCCGGCUAAGACCCAACUAGGCGCUCUAUUUGGAUCGGGAACCCCCGGUUCUAAUACCGCGGCUGCUGAAGCAUCGAAGCCUACGACUAGCCUCUUCGGCGGUAAUACAGCUAACGCAACAACUGGGAAUGCGUCGAGUACAACUACUACGGCAACUACUUCCGCCGCUGCCCCUGCUUUAGGUUCUACUACAAAUACCACAGCCCCCUUGGGUGCAAGCUCUUUGUUCGGCGCCGCGAAACCGAGCACUUCAGCUGCCGCUCAGGGUGCGGCGGCGCAACCUGCCGCGGGCACUGCCGCGGCGCUGGGGGCGUCGACGGCCGGCCCCACCUCUUCGAUGGCGCGGCUGAAGAACAAGACGAUGGACGAGAUCAUCACGCGGUGGGCGACGGACCUGUCCAAGUACCAGAAGGAGUUCAAGGACCAGGCGGCGCAGGUGGCGCAGUGGGACCGGCUGCUGGUGGACAACGGGGAGAAGAUCCAGCGGCUGUACCUGGACACGUUCGAGGCGGAGAAGGGCAGCCGGGAGGUGGAGCGGCAGCUGGCGGCGGUCGAGGGGCAGCAGGAGGAGCUCGAGGCGUGGCUGGACAAGUACGAGGGCGAGGUGGACGCGCUGUUCGGCAAGCAGGUCGGGCCGCGCGACCAGCUCGCCGGCCCGGACCAGGAGCGCGAGAAGACGUACAAGCUGGCCGAGAAGAUCACGGAGCGCCUCGACGAGAUGGGCCGCGACCUCACCAAGAUGAUCAAGGAGAUCAACGACAUCUCGAGCACACUGAGCAAGGGCAACAAGCCUGACGACCCGCUGAGCCAGAUCGUCCGCGUGCUCAACGGCCACCUGUCGCAGCUGCAGUGGAUCGACACGAACGCAGCCGCUCUGCAGGCUAAGGUGGCCGCGGCGCAGAAGGCGAGCAGCACGGUGGGCAGCCAGUACGGCGGCCCCGAGCAGGACAACGUCGACAGCUUCUACCGGUCCUACAUGUCGCGCAGGUGA